AUGCCUGGCCAUCAAAAGCGCGACGAAGGCAAUGCCACCAACCUGAAGCAGGCACGUGAAGAAAACGAGCCCAAAGACCAAAGCAGCUUGAAUGAGCCUCAGGUUUCUAGGAAAAGGACGAGGAAAGAUCUUGAGUUCGAAUGGGAUCGAAGCCAACUGCGAGACCCCCGCCCCACCCCGGAACGAGUACUUUUGCCUCGUCGACCUGAAAAUGAACUCACAGAAGAGGAAAAGGACUUGUUCAAAGGCCCGCCGCCGAAGCGUCCAAGGGCAAAAGGAUGCUUGAACGCAUACGAAAAGGACCAGAUGUUCCGCGAAGGUGCCAAAAGGAACAUUGCCCACAGUUUCCAUGAGUUGUACAUAUGCUUUGAUGAAGGACCCAAAGGCUCUCCUACUUACGACGAAGGUGGAUUCCAGUUGGACUAUCGCACGGUAGCAAACUGGAUGAAGCCUCAGAGCUACAACAAACAAGCCAUGGUCAACGGCAUAGACCGAGCGUUAAAGCGUGCCGAAGAGGAGAAGAGCAGGAUGGCGGCGGCCUUCUUCGAAGGCGGACAAGCCCCGGAGGACGGAGGAUGGCUUGGCACCUUUGAUUUGUUGAAAGACAAGGUCUCGAAGGACCUGGAUAUUGCAUGGCAUAAGGUUACUCCUGCCAAGGUGGAAGAAUGGGUCAAAAAGGAGUUCCCAAAGAAAAUCCACGCGAUUAUGUUACGUCCACUCUCACGGCCGAGGAGAGGAGGAGGUUCCUUUCUAUGA
This is a messenger RNA of Cladophialophora carrionii CBS 160.54, 756 nucleotides long. RefSeq lists its product as uncharacterized. Bases 1 to 756 code for a protein of 251 amino acids. The record is from RefSeq and is a predicted model, not a curated record. NCBI's taxonomy places the organism in Eukaryota, Fungi, Ascomycota, Eurotiomycetes, Chaetothyriales, Herpotrichiellaceae. The transcript has a single exon.